GCCCUGCUCACCCCCUGCUCCCCCUCUCCCCGCAGAUGUCCAGGAUAGUGGUCCUCGUGGCGUGGUGUUUCCUGCAAGGGGAAGGCAGGCAUCCCGAGCCCCUGGGCGGCAGUGCCAGGGGCGGCAAUUUCUUGGACAAUGACCAGUGGCUGAGCACCGUCUCCCAGUACGAGAAAGACAAAUAUUGGAACAAGUUCAGGGAUGAAGUUGAGGAUGAUUAUUUCAGAAACUGGAAUCCAAACAAGCCCUUUGAUCAAGCUCUUGAUCCAUCCAAAGAUCCAUGUCUGAAGGUGAAGUGCAGCCCACAUAAAGUGUGCGUCACUCACGACUACGAAACUGCUAUUUGUGUAAGCCGCAAGCAGCUGGUACACAGCCUUCGGCAAAAGAAAGGAAAUCUGGCCCAGAAACAUUGGAUUGGACCAGCUAAUAUAGCCAAAUGCAAGCCGUGUCCAGCGAUGCAUGGCAGCCCUGUCUGUGGUUCUGAUGGACAUACAUACACUGCCAAGUGCAAGCUGGAGUUCCACGCAUGUACUUCUGGCAAAACUAUCUCAGCACGAUGUGAGGGGCCCUGCCCGUGCCUUCCAGGACAGGACCGUCCAAAGCACAAGGCUGAGAAGGCAGCUUGCACAGACAAGGAGCUAAGGAAUCUUGCUUCCCGACUAAAGGACUGGUUCGGAGCACUUCACGAGGAUGCCAACCGCGUCAUCAAGCCAACCAGCUCAGACACAGCGCAAGGCAGGUUUGACACCAGCAUACUACCCAUCUGUAAGGAUUCGUUAGGCUGGAUGUUCAACAAACUCGAUAUGAACUAUGACCUCUUGCUGGAUCACUCGGAGAUCAAUGCCAUUUAUCUUGAUAAGUACGAGCCGUGCAUUAAGCCCCUCUUCAACUCCUGCGACUCCUUCAAAGACGGAAAGCUUUCAAACAACGAAUGGUGCUACUGCUUCCAGAAGCCAGGAGGUCUUCCUUGCCAGAAUGAAAUGAACAGGAUUCAAAAGCUAAGCAGAGGGAAGAGUCUGUUGGGUGCUUUCAUUCCGCGAUGCAACGAAGAAGGCUAUUACAAAGCAACACAAUGUCAUGGAAGUACAGGGCAGUGCUGGUGCGUUGAUAAGUAUGGAAAUGAGAUCGCCGGCUCAAGAAAACAAGGGACAGUCAGCUGUGAAGAAGAACAAGAAACCUCAGGGGAUUUUGGCAGCGGUGGUUCUGUCGUAUUGCUGGAUGAUCUUGAAGAGGAACAUGAAGCAGCAAAAAAGGACAAAGAAGGGAAAUUGAAGAUUCAUGUAAGAGCGGCUAAUGAGGACGAUGAAGAUGAAGAUGAUGAUAAGGAUGAUGAAAUUGGUUAUAUAUGGUAGUUCCCACAGUUCAGAGGACUCACGUUUGCACAAUAUUGCAAGUCACUUCAUAUCUCUGCAAUUGUAUCUAAAAAUACCAGGCACAAAAUAUUCUCGCUCCACUGUUUAAUUUUGUACAGUAUAUAUAAUUUCGGAGAUGGGGUUUUUUUUCUCCAACUAGCUACUGUUUUCAAUACGUUUUACUCCCUUUUUUUUUUCUGGUCCAUCACCAGGGCAAUAAGUUUUGUUUCA
This is a messenger RNA of Gavialis gangeticus (Gharial), 1583 nucleotides long. It is a transcript of the gene SPOCK1, whose product is annotated as SPARC/osteonectin, cwcv and kazal like domains proteoglycan 1. Bases 36 to 1352 code for a protein of 438 amino acids. The record is from RefSeq and is a predicted model, not a curated record. The transcript is spliced from 11 exons. Lineage: Eukaryota; Metazoa; Chordata; Crocodylia; Gavialidae. Gene Ontology annotation, molecular function: protein binding; calcium ion binding.